This is a messenger RNA of Malus domestica (apple), 1644 nucleotides long. RefSeq lists its product as uncharacterized. NCBI's taxonomy places the organism in Eukaryota, Viridiplantae, Streptophyta, Magnoliopsida, Rosales, Rosaceae. The record is from RefSeq and is a predicted model, not a curated record.
AUGAACUAAUGAACUAUACGAUAAAUGACAACAACUCAUAAAAACAGUAACAGCCUCUGCGUAUUCAUCUCUCUCUCUCUCUCUCUCUCUCGGUCUUCGAUCACUCUCAGUAUCUCCUUCCCAGCGGCGACCAGCGACCCGCGAGGUUGUUCUUGCCGUUUCGAGUCUCGACAGCACAGACCAGAUCCCCACCUGGAUUCCAAAAGGUCCUUAUACAACACGUCUUGUCUUCUACAGCUUCAACAAAUGGAUUUGCGAGAGAUGUUGAAAGGAUUAGAACACAUAACUUUCCAAGUUGUAGAAACCAAAACGGAUUGGGUCGAUGCAAAGUGCCUUGCAGGAGACGGAAUUCACCUCAAGGUGCUAGAAAAUGAAGUGCUUCUCAAGAUGAUCAAUGAGAUGCUGAAGGGACUGACGACGGGAAUGACAGAGAGGAUUGCUGGAUAUAUACUUAUACUUGUGUGGAACAUGAGGUCCGCAUCUGACAACAGUAGGCGCAUCUUUCCGGAAAAGAGCCCAAGUAAUCAAGGGAUAGAUGUUGAGGCCCUUUCUGACGGAGUUGUAUCACCCCGAGGGACAACCCCCAUCAAGCUUUCUGCAGCAGGGGGAAACAGUUAUUCCCUAAAUGAGUGUGUCAGAGUUGGAUGUUUUCUAGCUGCCUCUCUGUUAAAAUUGUUCAGAAAACCUGCAUACUCUUGGGACAAAGCCAAGUAUCAUAUACAGAGAGCGUACACUAACUAUACUAAGGAACCGUGGCCAUUGAAAGACCUCAAUGUCAUCGCCAGUCAUGUUGGAACACUGUCUCUUUUAUGGGAACGUAAGACCAUAUUCAGGGACACCCUGGGAUCCAUUCUGUACUCCAUAGGAGACCUUGAAGAGGGUCGAGGGAUGGUUACAAUGCUCUUUGCAGGGCAUCUUGCAUACACUGGAAUGCACGUUGUCGAUUUGUUCUGCAGAGCUGUAACAGGUCUUCAGUGUCAACCGACUGAUUUGAUGAAAGCCUUACAUACACAUACACAUACAUCCAUGCGUAAAAAGAGUAUUCUUGACGAGCUAAGAAUUAUAAUUGAAUCAUAUAUAGGGUCGGAGGAAGAAGACAAAAAAAGACGGACGUUCCAGUAUGCAAGACUGUUUGACAGUCAAAUGUUCGGUAAUCUACAAUCGAAGAAUUGUGCCCAUCUAGUCUGUAUCUUAGCAUACCUUUGUCAACAAUGUGGAAGUGCAGGAGCCGGAGACGCAACCCAAAUUGCAGUGAUAGCAAACAUGGGGCAAGGGGCCAAGGACAAUUGCAAGGCCGAAGCAAUCAACAUCUACAAUUAUAUCGUUACCAAGAAUGAAAUAGAAAAAUAAGCCCACCAGUGAGAGUCCUUCCCACCAUAGUGUGAGUUUCAGAUUUCUCUUCCGUGUUCCUGCGUAGCCGCUAGCCCUGCUAUGGCUAGGGUCGGUGGUUUUUGGGGUUCUGUUUUGUGGGUUGUGUAUGCUGGGCUACAAACUGUACUUGGGCUUGUUUGUUUUGAGAUCCACGUUGGUCUUUGUAAUUGGUGUGUUUAUGUACCUCUUUAUGUGUUUUGUUUGUGUGUAAUAUCUUCAUGUUGGUAAUGAAUUUACCUAUUCACAAAAAAAAAAAAAAAACAAGAAGAUUAA